UUAAUCUAUCCAUUGGUGAAAGUCGAUAAACGUGACACGUAAUCGUUUAGGAUAGUAUUAAAGAGCUAUCCUUUCGAAUUAAUCUAUUUCAUUUAUAUCGCCGCUGUUCAUUGUUUAAUUUUCAGUAAAAAUUUGUCGUUACUUGGCUAAACAAUUUAAACUUGCUGGAAAAGACGACUGGGAAAAUUUAGAGAUCGACGCUACCGUCGACACUAUUCAUGAUCUUCGUUCAAAAAUUGGUGCUUAUUUUUAUGAAACUAAUCCUGAAGCUAAGGCUGCAAAAUUAGAGGUAGCUAAGGAAGUAGUACCAUUCAUAUUAGAACGUUUGGACGCUCAAGUAAAAAAUAAUGGGGGUUACUUCGUUGGCGGUGCUUUGACUUGGGCAGAUCUUACUUUUGUUGCUCUAUUGUAUUAUCUUAACUACAUGAUGAAAUCAAAUAUCAUUGAGAAAUAUGAUAAUCUCACAGCAUUGGAGGACAAGGUUCUUAAUCUUCCAGGUAUCAAAAAAUGGGUCGAGACGCGUCCCGAAUCUGAAUUCUAAAUUUCUUAUUAACUUCCUUUGAUAUAAUCGUACAUAUAUUAUAAAACAAAAAGCUUAUGUAUUUUUCUAUACCUAUGAGAGAAAAAAAUAAAUAAUAUAUACGAG
This is a messenger RNA of Polistes canadensis, 646 nucleotides long. Its product is annotated as glutathione S-transferase-like. NCBI's taxonomy places the organism in Eukaryota, Metazoa, Arthropoda, Insecta, Hymenoptera, Vespidae. Gene Ontology annotation, biological process: glutathione metabolic process. The record is from RefSeq and is a predicted model, not a curated record. Gene Ontology annotation, molecular function: glutathione transferase activity.